Mastomys coucha (southern multimammate mouse) is the source of this 1496-nucleotide messenger RNA. It is a transcript of the gene Nfkbil1, whose product is annotated as NFKB inhibitor like 1. Gene Ontology annotation, molecular function: protein binding. Gene Ontology annotation, cellular component: nucleus. Gene Ontology annotation, biological process: negative regulation of toll-like receptor signaling pathway; canonical NF-kappaB signal transduction. The record is from RefSeq and is a predicted model, not a curated record. The transcript is spliced from 4 exons. Lineage: Eukaryota; Metazoa; Chordata; Mammalia; Rodentia; Muridae. The coding region runs from base 148 to 1290 and encodes 380 amino acids.
UUCCGCCCGAGACUGGCGCGUGUGCUUGCGCCAUUUCCAGCAUCCUGGCGUGCCUCCGCCCUCCCCACCUCCCUUCUCGGAGCGUCUGAAGCCCAGGCCCCCGGCCUCGGUCUCUGAGGGUCCUUGGGGGGGCGGGGAGCAGGUCUGAUGAGUAACCCCUCCCCCCAGGCCCCAGAGGAAGGAGCCUCUACGUCUGUCUGCCGGCCCCAGAGUUCCAUGGCCUCGGCUUCCCGCCGGCACCGGCGAGAGCGACGCUUCCGGCGGUACUUGUCUGCAGGACGGCUGGUGAGAGCCCAGGCUCUCCUCCAGCGACAUCCCGGCCUUGAUGUGGACGCUGGGCAGCCCCCGCCUCUCCACAGGGCCUGUGCCCGCCACGAUGCCCCUGCCCUGUGCCUGCUGCUGCGUCUCGGAGCUGACCCUGCCCACCAGGACCGCCAUGGUGACACGGCGCUGCACGCUGCUGCCCGCCAGGGCCCUGAUGCUUACACGGACUUCUUCCUGCCGCUGCUGAGUCGUUGCCCAUCUGCCAUGGGGAUAAAGAAUAAGGAUGGGGAGACUCCUGGGCAGAUUCUGGGCUGGGGGCCCCCGUGGGAUUCUGCUGAAGAGGAAGAAGAUGAGGAGGUUUCCAGGGAGCGGGAAUGGCGGCAGAAGCUACAAGGCGAGCUGGAGGAUGAGUGGCAGGAAGUCAUCGGGAGGUUUGAAGAUGAUGCCUCCCGGGACGUGCAGGAGCCCGAGUCCUUCUCAGCCUGGUCAGAGCGCCUGGCUCGGGAGCAUGCCCAGAAGCAGCGGCAGCAGCUGGAGGCAGAAAGAUCCUGCCGAACCCCCAGAGCUGAGGGCCCCAGUCACAGCUGGCGACAGCAAGAGGAGGAACAGCGGCUUUUCCAAGAGCGAGCCCGGGCCAAGGAGAAGGAACUGUGUGAGAGCCGAGCCAGGAGGGCUCAAGAGGCUCAACGGGACAAAGGGCCAGAGCCUCCCAGGGCUGGGCCCAGGGCAGAGCACCCGCGAGGGGCAGGGAGGGGCAGCCUCUGGCGCUUUGGCGAUGUGCCCUGGCCCUGCCCUGGUGGAGGGGACCCAGAGGCCAUGGCUGCAGCCUUGGUGGCCAGGGGCCCCCCUCUGGAGGAGCAGGGGGCUCUGAAGAGGUAUUUGAGAGUCCAGCAGGUCCGGUGGCAUCCUGACCGCUUCCUACAGCGAUUCCGAAGCCAGAUUGAGACCUGGGAGCUGGGCCGUGUGAUGGGAGCCGUGACAGCCCUUUCUCAGGCCCUGAACCGCCACGCAGAAGCCCUCAAGUGACCCUAGGGAAUGAGCAAGAACCUGUGGGGAUGUAGCUUCAAGGAUGGAAGGCAGCAAGAUCGUGAAUAGGGAUGGACAAGAGAGGCAACGGCUGCGCACAGAGAGGAUAUGGGACGGCUAACAUAAUGGGUGCGGGGGUGGGAUGGGGGAGGCUCUACCUCUGCUCUGGACUGCCAUUUCCUAAUAAGACUUGGUUCCACACCGCA